AUGCUCCAUCCCGUUGUAUUACCCGCUACUUGUGAAUUGUGUGGACAAUGGAUGCCAUCCCAUGCUGCGGCUUGUCCCCGUAACGGAAAACAUCCUUCACAGUGGUCACUGUGGUUACCGUCAACGCUGGAAACGAGCGUGUCCUCGGAAAAUCCACUCAAUGACGACCUGUAUCCCAUGGACGAUAUCGAACUACUACCGUCCGACGAUGAAUCGCCAUUUUAA
This is a messenger RNA of Radiomyces spectabilis, 225 nucleotides long. RefSeq lists its product as uncharacterized. The record is from RefSeq and is a predicted model, not a curated record. The transcript is spliced from 2 exons. Lineage: Eukaryota; Fungi; Mucoromycota; Mucoromycetes; Mucorales; Radiomycetaceae. The coding region runs from base 1 to 225 and encodes 74 amino acids.